UUGACGUGAUGACGCAAUUUCUGCCUCGUUGGAAGGUGGUUUCGGCAGGAAGCGCUGUGACGGCGGACUGAGGCGUCACGUGAUCGCCGGGUGGAGAAAUCGAAGACACCCGGACGCACUCGGUCGAAUGGUCUACUUUUCUCUCCUGGUAGCGAACGAUGUCGGCCACUGAGAUACUUCCAGACAUGGAUGGAGCAGACCUGCUGGGGCUGCUGUUCCACGAUGGAGAGGACGGAUCUACCGAGCCCUUCUUUCCUUACGGGAAUGGGCUCAUCGAAUCCUGGCUGUCUGAACAAGAUAUGCUCACAGGUAUGGAUACUGAAGACUUUCUGUCCAGCUUGUUGGAGGAAGAGGACAACUUGGGGACGGUCAGCCCCUCUCAAUCUCCCUUGGGCAGCGACAGCGGCAUUUCUGAUGACAGCAGCACUGGCGUCGGAAACAACAAUCUUCUGGGAUGCCCAAGUCCCAGUGGCAGUGAUUGUGGUGUUGUGCCCAGCCCCAGUUAUUCCCAGCCCAGUCCCGUGCACUCAGAUCCUGCCCAGGUCCCCGGAGAGCUGCACACAGAGACCCCGGAGGCCUUAACAGUCCAGACAGACCACAGCUACUCUCUGCUGCAGAGUGGAGGGAGGGACGUGGAUGCCCUGCAGAGUGUGAGGGCGGAGAAUCCAGAUACAGAUGUCUUCAUUGAUCUGGACGACCUGGUGAGUGAGGAAAUGGAGGAAGACAUCGACAUUGACAUGGACAGCGACCUGCCCUGCACUUUGGCCAUAGAGGAAUCAACACUUGAUUCCACACUGCACAACACAACAGAGCAGUUCCAGUUUAAAGAGAUUGUUCUCACUGAGGAGGAGAAGCGACUUUUGGCAAAAGAGGGAUCAACCCUUCCCUCACACAUGCCUCUCACAAAGGCAGAGGAGAGGACCUUGAAGAGGGUCAGGAGGAAGAUCCGCAACAAGCAGUCUGCUCAGGAGAGUCGCAAGAAGAAGAAAGUGUAUGUUGAUGGACUGGAGAACAGGGUUGCCAUCUGUACUGCACACAACCUGGAAUUACAGAAGAAAGUCCAAAUGCUUCACAAACAGAACAUCUCCUUGAUUGAGCAACUGAAGAAACUGCAGUCUAUAGUGAAGAUGUCAACUAUGAAGGCCAGCACCACCAGCACUUGCGUGAUGGUGUUCCUGCUCUCUUUUUGCCUCAUCAUCUUCCCGUCAGUCAAUCCGUUUGGCAGAAGCACAGAACAGAAGGAACUCUACACACCAUCAUCCAUCAUCUCUCGGACCUUGCGCUCAAUACCAUCAGAAAGCACAGACGCUGUAACCUACCUUGAGCCUGAAGAGGAUGAGUUUCCCUUUGCGCCCCAAGCAGAGGUGGACAACGUCAAGGCCAUCUUCGCUGUGAGCCAGAAGAACCACACUCCAGACUACCAGAGGGUGGAGCAACCCGACUCGGAGACCGGCGUCAGCAACAGCAACUCCUCCGCAGACUUUCCCAGCCCUGCUCAGGCCGCAGAGAUGAAGCCAGGUCUGCCCGGUGGUUUAGGGUCUUUACAGGAAGGAGCCGUUGAUUCUGUGGCGGCGUCUGCUGCGGCAUAUGAGGUCUCCGGGUCCAAGGAUAACUGGAUAGAGCGUAACCCGCCAUCUGUCAUACUACAGCAGCAUCGCUCUGAUGAGAUGUAGUCGGGAGAUGUUUCUCAUUAUAACCAGCAGAGGGGGCCAUAUUCCCAAUGUUUGGAGUAAAAAAGGGAAAUUUAAACUUACAAAAGGAGGAAGGGAAAAUACUUGUAAUUAUCAAAACAUAUGAUCCGUCCAUCUGUCCCUACUUCUCCCCUCUAACUGCCUUCUGAUGUACUACUGUUAUUUUACCUGCACUUUGUUCUGAUUUCCCUUUUGUACCAAUGGGCGAAAAAAGAACUGGAGGGGAAAUUCCCACAUUCCAGCCGUGUAAACUACCUGAAGAACAGGGCACAGCAGGGAUAAUGUGCAAGCUUACAUUGCUGGAGGCCACAAGCUACUAAGGUACCACUGUGGCCUCUCACGUUAUUAAUGAACCAGCAGUGAUUUACUAAAAGCAAAGCAUUACUUGAUACCAUUAUUAUUUGACACCAAAUUCUAGACUGAGCUUUGAUGGACUUGUCUGUCUGAUCACUUCCACCUGAUCUUAAUCUAAUCAAAAAAUGCUGCUUUAUACUCACUUCCCCAUCGUCUAUUGUUUCGGAAAUAAGUAUUCUUACAACAGUUAGCUCUGUUACGUAGUUAGCGACAUCCAUUGCCUAGUAGAAGAGCGGCUGCUUAAUUCUCAUGAAGCUUGAUCAAAGCGGUUGUUGAUCACCAUAGUGCUAAAGCCAUUGCAGGACAUUUGGCCAUUUAGAAGACUUGUAAAGUUUGUUAUUGUUUCCCUUGUAACAAGGGCCUCCAUGCACAUUCAAAUUUUUUGGAAUGCUUUGUUUUUACGUUUAUGUACAGUAAACCAAGAAACAUUUGUCUCCAAAACGUAGAGCGAGACACUGAACCUUUGACUAAGCCGACCCCAGUCCAGCCCCGCCAUCUCCUCUCUUAUUGUUACCCGGGACGGAUCUUACCUUUAUGAACGUAUCGGAAAUACCUUAGCGCCUGGGUGCACAGUGUAAGGGGUUCGAUAUAUUUGCUCAGUAAACUGUUGCAGUAAAAAAAAAAAAUUGUACUGAAAAAUGUAAUGACCUGUUCUGUCAGUGAGGCAUUUUUUUGUUGAUUUCUGUGUAUUUCUAAUGUUAUUGUCGGUGAUAAACGGAAUCUACCAGGUAUUGGAACAGCUUUUUUGUUAAAGGUAAAGGGUUUACGAGAUUUUAAAUGUUGCUCACGUUGAACAAAUGCACUGACAUUUGACAGUCAAAAGAAUCCAAUGUAAAUACGCUCAAAUGAUUGUAGCUCCUUUGUACAGUUGAACUCUGUAUGUAUAAACAUGUUUGGACAUCUAUAAUAAUAAUAAUAAACUUUUUAUAUAUCGUAA
Molecule: messenger RNA, 2982 nt
Organism: Scophthalmus maximus (turbot)
Lineage: Eukaryota; Metazoa; Chordata; Actinopteri; Pleuronectiformes; Scophthalmidae
Gene: creb3l3l
Product: cAMP responsive element binding protein 3-like 3 like
Exons: 10
Coding region: 159-1673 (504 amino acids)
Biological process (GO): regulation of transcription by RNA polymerase II
Cellular component (GO): nucleus
Molecular function (GO): DNA-binding transcription factor activity, RNA polymerase II-specific; RNA polymerase II cis-regulatory region sequence-specific DNA binding
Source: RefSeq, a predicted model, not a curated record